Molecule: messenger RNA, 2341 nt
Organism: Hyaena hyaena (striped hyena)
Lineage: Eukaryota; Metazoa; Chordata; Mammalia; Carnivora; Hyaenidae
Gene: IGFBP3
Product: insulin like growth factor binding protein 3
Exons: 5
Coding region: 131-1027 (298 amino acids)
Biological process (GO): regulation of insulin-like growth factor receptor signaling pathway
Cellular component (GO): extracellular region
Molecular function (GO): insulin-like growth factor I binding; fibronectin binding; insulin-like growth factor II binding
Source: RefSeq, a predicted model, not a curated record
CCUCCCAGAUGCGAGAACGACGGCUCAGCGCAGAGCACCGGUGGCCGCCUACCCCUCUCCUGCAGCUUCGCGCCGCGCGCUUUCGCCCGGUCCCCGCGCGCCCCGCCUGGCCGAGCAGCGCGCCUUCGCCAUGGGCGCCAUGCAGCGGGCGCGUCCUGCGCUCUGGGCCGCGGCGCUGACCGCGCUGGCGCUUCUCCGCGGGCCGCCGGCCGCACGAGCCGGAGCGGGCGCGGCGGGCGCGGGCCCCGUGGUGCGCUGCGAGCCGUGCGACGCGCGCGCCCUGGCCCAGUGCGCGCCGCCGCCCGCCGCGUCCGCGUGCUCAGAGCUGGUGAGAGAGCCGGGCUGCGGCUGCUGCCUAACGUGCGCUCUGCGCGAGGGCCAGCCGUGCGGGGUCUACACCGAGCGCUGCGGCGCGGGCCUCCGCUGCCAGCCUACUCCCGGCGAGCCGCGCCCGCUGCAGGCGCUACUGGACGGCCGCGGGCUCUGCACCAACGCCAGCGCCGCCGGUCGCCUGCGCCCCUACCUGCUGCCCGCGCCGCCCGCGCCAGGAAACAGCAGCGAGUCGGAGGAGGACCACAGUGCGGGGAGCCUGCAGGGCCCGCCCUUCCCUGGCGCACACCGGCUGCCGGACCCCAAGCUGCAGACCCCGCACACCAAGAUGGACGUCAUCAAGAAGGGCCACGCCAAGGACAGCCAGCGCUACAAGCUGGACUACGAAUCCCAGAGCACUGACACCCAGAACUUCUCCUCCGAGUCCGAGUCCAAGCGGGAGGCGGAAUAUGGGCCCUGCCGCCGGGAGGUGGAGGACACCCUGAACCGCCUCAAGUUCUUGGAUAUGCUCAGCCCCGGGGGGAUCCACAUCCCCAACUGCGACAGGAAGGGCUUCUACAAGAAAAAGCAGUGCCGCCCAUCCAAGGGCAGGAAGCGAGGCUUCUGCUGGUGCGUGGACAAGUACGGGCAGCCACUGCCCGGCUUCGACGCCAGGGGGAAGGGCGACAUUCACUGCUACAGCAUGGAGACCAAGUAGACGCUGCUCACCACUUCGCGUGGAGCUCAGAAACGCCUUAUUUUGCACAAGAGAUUGCCAAGGACAUGAUCAGCGUCUGACUACAGCCUCAAUUUAUAUUUCUUUUUGUGGUGAAUUGAUUUUUCUUGUAACCAAAGUUUAGGAAGAGAUGUCUGCAGCGCUAGGGAGCUUCUGGGUGGUGGGCUGGAGCCCCUUCCGCUGCCCGCGGGUCCGUGAGACGCAGCUUGGGCUUUCUUCUCGCUUCCUUUAAAAAUUUUUGUAACUCAGAGCCGCCGGACCUCACCUGUCCCCGAGUGCCCUCCCACGCGGCUGGCCCUCUGCUCCAAGACCGAGCAAGCGUUGCCCCUGUAGAGCGCACGGUCCGUCCCCACUCGGCCUCUGUUCUGCAAGAAUGGGGGACCCCGCGCCCUGCUCUCCGGACAUCUGGGCCCACCUACCCGGAGGCGAGGCCCUGGCGUCCUGGCUCCGGCGGUGACAGAGAUCUCGCGAGUCUUCGAGUGGCCUGUCCUGGGGAACUAGCAGGGAGCACAGGUGGAAAAGAGAAAAAAGACCCAGAAUGUUCUAGGGAGUGACUCCAGAGACAUGCAGGGAGGGGGGCGGGUGACUGGGCUUUGCUACGGGGGGGGGGGGGGGGGGGGGGGACAGCAGGACUCACCCCCUGGAUCCCAGGGCAGGGUUCUUUGAUGACUGACUGCAGAAAAUAGCAUUUUCCUGUUCAGCAAUUCCAGAAGGAGGUUUAUUUUGGGGGGUUUUGUUUUUUGUUAUUUGGGGGUUUUUUUUUAUCUUUUUUUUUUUACCACAAGCUCUAUAAAGACAAAGGAUGUUUAUUUUUUUCUCUCGCCUUUGUCCUCCUUGGCACAACGUAAAAAGAGUAAAAGCAGUUUCAUCACCUACAAAGACGGCUUGUCGGGGACACUGGGGGCACGCAGAGAAGCUCGGGUCCCCGCCCUUGGCCUCGUGCUGCAUGAGUCACACGCAGGCGCAGAGGAAGGACGUUCUCCACGAGCUGUCCCCCGGAGAGGCCAGGACCCGUGCUGGGUCCCGUAGACAAGACACGAGCCGCACUGGCCGAGACAGAGAAACACCAAGUCCCCGGCGAGUGGGGCUCAGGCGGCAGGGGAGCGGGGACGCCCCCUGGUGGAUGCGCCCCCGCCCGGCCUUCCCCCAGAGCGCCAAGGGCUCUCCAGGCCCUCUGCCUACCUAUUAACUUUCCUUUAUUUUUUUAAUUAAGUUUUUGGGAAAAAAAGGUAUUUUUGAACAGUUUGUCUUGCAUUGUAUUUAUAAAUAGUAAAUAAAGUUUUUACCGUAAAAACC